Molecule: messenger RNA, 821 nt
Organism: Juglans regia (Persian walnut)
Lineage: Eukaryota; Viridiplantae; Streptophyta; Magnoliopsida; Fagales; Juglandaceae
Product: heavy metal-associated isoprenylated plant protein 39-like
Exons: 3
Coding region: 149-520 (123 amino acids)
Molecular function (GO): metal ion binding
Source: RefSeq, a predicted model, not a curated record
CGCUCGAUAUAAAUGCGUCCAAAGGUCCUUCUGGCCUCCAAGUUAUCAGCUAGACUUUUCUCUCUUGAAUUCUGUAACAUUCUUUUCUUGGCUUCGGGACCUGCAACUUUAUCUGAUAUACUUCUAGUAUCCCUCGAACCUUUCAGCAAUGAAGAAAGUGGUUUUGAAAGUGGAACUGCAUGAUGACAAAGGAAAGCAAAAGGCCAUGAUGAAAGUAUCGGGCCUUUCAGGCGUUGAUUCCAUCACCUCGGACUUGGAGGACAAGAAAUUGACGGUGAUCGGGGACAUCGAUCCGGUUGAUAUAGUGAGCAAGUUGAGGAAGCUCUGCCCCACAGAGAUACUCUCUGUUGGACCAGCAAAAGAGCCUGAGAAGAAGAAGGAUGAGCCCAAGAAGGCAGAUGAAAAAAAGAAGGAUGAUAUGGCUGAGCUUUUGAAAGCGUACCAAGCCUAUAACUAUAAUCCUUACAUGGCCACACAUUAUUAUGCAGAGGAGGAUCCUAACAGUUGCGUGAUCUGUUAAUUCUUAUAUCUUAGAAGAAUUAUACGAACGUCCAAAAGGCUGGUGUUCAAGCAUACAGGUCUCUACUGUACAGUAGUAGGUGGUAGUGAGUUGAUUGAUCUUUAUGUUUCGUUGGUGUUGCACGCUUGGGAUGUUACGUACAUCGUUUUGGUUGGUGGGUUUUAAACUUUUACAUCAAUGGAAGAGUUUUUAGUACUUUCAAGUUGUGUAGAACUUACGAUCAGCUUAAUAGCGCCUUGGUUAAUGGUUUAGGUAAUAAUGAUAAAUACAGAGUUAUUGUAAGUAUCGUACAUUUUUUUUU